Molecule: messenger RNA, 2094 nt
Organism: Suncus etruscus (white-toothed pygmy shrew)
Lineage: Eukaryota; Metazoa; Chordata; Mammalia; Eulipotyphla; Soricidae
Gene: WDPCP
Product: WD repeat containing planar cell polarity effector
Exons: 17
Coding region: 134-2011 (625 amino acids)
Biological process (GO): establishment of protein localization; nervous system development; cilium organization
Cellular component (GO): axonemal basal plate
Molecular function (GO): protein binding
Source: RefSeq, a predicted model, not a curated record
GGAGACCCUGCAGGUGACCCCUAAGGUCUCGUUGAAAGAUUCGUUGAAAGAUUUGCAGUGACGCUUCCUUGAGGAAGGUCUUGGGGCCUUGCGUCUUGCCCACACACCGGAGACAGGACAGAGAUUUCUUCAGAUGACUUUCUGCUUGACUGAACUACACCUAUGGUCCUUAAAGAAUACCUUACACAUUAGUGAUAGAGACAUCGGGGUCUAUCAAUAUUAUGACAAGAAAGAGCCAACAGCAACAGAGCACGAUAACUUAGAAGAAAAGCAGAAGCUGGCAGAAUCACGAGAUUAUCCAUGGAUACUCAAAAACAGACGCCCAGAAAAACUUCGAGACUCACUCAAGGAAUUGGAGGAGCUGAUGCAAAACAGUCAGUGUGUGCUGAGCAAAUGGAAGAACAAAUAUGUCUGUCAGCUCCUCUUCGGUUCAGGUGUGCUCGUGUCCCUAAGCCUUUCUGGGCCUCAGCUGGAAAAAGUGGUGAUCGACAGAAGCUUGGUGGGGAAGCUCAUCUCAGACACCAUCAGCGAUGCUCUUCUCACAGAUAGCUUUAUGAUCUUAUCAUUUUUGGCACAAAACAAACUAUGUUUUAUCCAGUUUGCUAAGAAGAUGGGUUCUUCUGAGAUAAAUAGAGGAAUGGAAAAACUCUCAUCCCUGGACUAUAAGAUUUCCUAUUGUGAAAUACCUGGCCCAGUAAACAGAACAACAGAACGUCAUCUUGCAGUGAACUCUGCUAAGGAUAUGGUGGCUUGCUGGUGGCCACUCAUCAGUGAUGAUGCUUGGCCUUGGGCCCCCAUUUCUUCUGAGAAAGACAGAAUGAAUCUGCUGCUCCUGGGUUAUGCUCAAGGAAGAUUGGAGAUUCUGAGUUCUGUUCGCACAGAAUGGGAUCCAAUGGAUGUUUGCUUUGGCACCAAAGACCCUUACCAAAUCUUUACAGUGGAACACUCCAUCAGUGUAGACAAAGAGUUCAUGGCUGACAGCUGCAUCUAUGAAUGUGUUCGGAACAAAAUCCGGUGUAUAUCAAUCACCAGAAUACCUCUAAGGUCAAAGGCGAUUAGCUUCUGCAGGAAUGUUACAGAAGACAAACUGAUUCUGGGCUGUGAAGAUUCUUCUGUAAUUCUUUAUGAUAGUCAUCGUAGAGUGACACUCAUAGCCCAGGCUGAACUUUUACCAUCACUAAUAAGCUGCCACCCAAGUGGUGCCAUUCUGCUAGUUGGCAGUCAUCAAGGAGAGUUGCAAAUUUUUGAUAUGGCUCUAUCCCCUAUUAACAUCCAGCUCUUGGCUGAAGACUGCUCACCCAGGGAGACUCUGCAAUUCAGUAAAUUCUUUGAUGUUUCCAGCAAGCUUGCUGAAAUGCAGUGGAUAGCUCCUCACUUGGCUUCCCAGAAGCCUGAAAGUGGGGAAAUCUGUGAUCUUCUCUUCCUCAGGUUUGCCAGAGGACCUUUGGGUGUACUUCUGUUUAAAUUUGGUAUCUUUACACAAGGACAGCUGGGCCUGGUAGAUAUCAUCUUCCAGUAUAUUUGCUGUGAUGAGAUCUAUGAAGCAAUAAACAUGCUAAGCAGUAUGAGCUGGGACAGUAUGGGACACCAGUGUUUUAUCAGCAUGAGUGCCAUUGUAAAUCAUCUUCUUAGACAAAAGCUUACUUCAGAAAGAGAAGCACAGCUUGAGGCAAGCCUUGGAACCUUCUAUGUUCCAACAAGACCACUCCUGGAUGCAACUAUAAUGAAAUAUAGAGACCAAAUCAGCAAAUAUGCAAGGAGAUUCUUCCACCACUUGCUCAGAUAUCAAGAUUUGAAAAAGCAAUUUCUGUUAGCAGUUGAUAUUGGUGCUCGUGACUUGUUUAUGGACAUCCAUUACCUUGCACUAGAUAAGGGUGAAUUGGCACUAGCUGAAGUGGCAAGAAAAAGAGCAAGUGAUAUUGAUGCAGAAUCAAUAACCUCUGGAGUUGAUGACUCAAAAGCCCUGAAGUUUCAACAACAAAAACACUCGCUACAAAUAAUAUGGAUGUGACUUUCAUCAGGAUGAUAUCACCAUUUAAAAUGCCAGACUCCUGAAGGGAUUGGUGCUUGAACAUUGUAAAAGUGAAAUUCAAU